Messenger RNA from Salvelinus namaycush (lake trout), 390 nucleotides. Its product is annotated as calcitonin gene-related peptide 1-like. Gene Ontology annotation, cellular component: extracellular region. Bases 1 to 390 code for a protein of 129 amino acids. The transcript is spliced from 3 exons. Gene Ontology annotation, molecular function: hormone activity. The record is from RefSeq and is a predicted model, not a curated record. NCBI's taxonomy places the organism in Eukaryota, Metazoa, Chordata, Actinopteri, Salmoniformes, Salmonidae.
AUGUAUUACCUGAAGCUGCCCGUGUUCCUUCUCGUGCCUCUCGUGCUGCUGCCAUGUGUCGCCACCCUCCCUAGCAACAGGUACUUCACCUCAUCUAGGGAGCAAGAAAGCGCGCUACCGGACAGAGAAGGCUGGCUCGUGCCCGGGAUCGUCUCCAACCACUACCUUGGCCUCAUUGGCGCGCGGCUCCAGAGAGGGCUCACAUCUGUCAACAGCCACCACAUAGAGAAAAGGAAGUGCAACACGGCUACCUGUGUAACCCAGCGACUGGCCGACUUCCUGACCCGCUCCAGCAACACCAUCGGCACGGUGUACGCCCCCACCAACGUAGGCUCCAGCGCCUACGGGAAACGGGAUCUACUGCAGCCUCCCAGCUAUAUGCCUCUCUAG